AUGUCUGAAUUGUUUUUAGGAAGAGGACGCGGUGCGACAGGAUUCGCUGGUGGCGUCAGUCGUGAUGACGCGACAACGAUGGAGGAGCGUGAUCGCGGCGACUACUCAGAGUCAAAUUACGAUGAAUUUGCUGGAUAUAGUGAAGGACUUUUCACGUCGGGAGAAUACGACGAAGAAGACAGACAGGCUGACGUUGUUUAUGGAGAAAUUGAUGACAAGUUGGACGCGAGACGGCGAGCAAAACGUGAACAAAGAUUUAAGGAAGAGUUGUCAAAAUUAAGAGCAGAGAAACCAACAUUGAGUCAACAGUUUUCAGAUUUAAAAAGAGGAUUAAAUCAAGUAUCGCAAGAAGAAUGGGAAUCAAUUCCAGAUAUCGGUGACUAUUCUCUGAAGAGUAAACAGAAAAAAGCAAGAACUUUGGCUCCUGCUCCUGAUUCACUUCUGAUGAAUGCACAUUCAAUGAAUCAGACAGUUGGAGCUCUUGAUGCUCGAGGGAUUGGAGGAGGUGCCGUCACUCCGAUAGGCUUCGGACUCCAAACGCCUCUAGCUGGAUUUCAAACUCCCAUGGGCUUGAGAACACCAUUAGGAUUGAGCGGGUUAUCAACUCCCUUUGCAAUGGGAGGAGGAAAUCGAACGCCACUUGGAGGAUUCAGAACUCCUAUGAACGCAGGUGGAAGUGCUACACCGUCUUUAAAUGAUUUGGGCGAAGCUCGCGGUACAAUUUUGACUGUGAAGCUUGAUAAGGUAUCUACAGAUGCAAAUAUUCAGGAUAUAAAGAAGGCCCGACUAUUAUUAAGAUCUGUAACACAAACAAAUCCACAACAUGCACCUGGCUGGAUUGCUGCAGCACGAUUGGAGGAAUUGUCAGGGAAGCUUGAUGCUGCUCGGGAACUUAUUGCUCAGGGUUGCACUCUUUGUAAAAAUAAUGAAGAUGUUUGGCUUGAAGCUGCGCGUUUAGAGAAAUCUAAAGAAGCAAAGUCAAUAUUGGCGAACGGCAUUCAUGAAAAUCCAACAUCAGUAAAAUUGUGGAUGGAGGCUGCUAGGAAGGAAGAGGACAUCGCACUUAAGAAACAAAUUUUGCGUAAAGCUUUGGAGAAGGUUCCGAAUUCUGUUCGUCUAUGGAAAGAAGCGAUCAGUCUCGAAGGGCCGAAAGAUGCAGAAAUUCUUCUAGGGCGUGCCGUUGAAUGUGUUCCUACAAGUGUUGAAAUGUGGUUGGCACUCGCACGAUUGUCGAAGUAUGAAAACGCUCAGCGGGUUUUGAAUGAAGCGCGCAAACAUAUUCCAACAAAUAUAGAAAUUUGGAUCAGCGCUGCUAAGUUGGAAGAAACGCAUAACAAGACAGAUAUGGUUGAUCGAAUUAUAUCUCGUGGUGUGGAAAACUUGACGACGAAAGGGGCUGGUCGUGAUCGCGACUCUUGGAUGAAACAUGCUGAAGAAGCAGAGAAGACUAGAUAUCCGAAAACAUGCGAGGCAAUCAUCCGAGCCACGAUGGAUAUCGGUGUCGAGAGCGUGAAUAGGAAAAAAAUUUGGGUUAGCGAUGCGGAAGGGGCGUUGGGACGAGGAAUGGUUUUAGCCGCCCGAUGCUUGUAUGCUAAUGCGUUGAAAGUCCUUCCCAAAGAAGAAGAUCUGUGGAUUGCUUUGGGACAAUUGGAAAUGAAUUUUGGGACACCAGAGGCCCUUGAUCAAAUUUUAUUAAAGUCUGUGGAUCGCGAAGCUUGUCCUCAUUCGGAAACGCUUUGGUUGAUGGCAGCAAAACAAAAAUGGAUCAGAGGAGAGAUUGAACUUGCAAGAAAGCUUUUAGAGAACGGGUUCCAAUCUGUUGUACAGAAGGAAUCAAUUUACUUGGCUGCAGUGAAACUCGAACGAGAAGCUGGGGAAACUGAAAGAGCUCGGAAAUUGUUAGCCGCUGCCCGUCUUGGGUGCCGGAACAGUGAGAAGGUUUGGAUGCACUCGGUGCAGCUUGAAAGGAUGCUAGGAGAUUAUGACGCUGCCCAAAACUUGAUUGAUGAGGCGUUGAAGUUGCACCCUAAGAAUCCGAAACUUUGGAUGAUCAGCGGUCAGAUCAUCAUGGAAAGGAUAGAGGGAGAGGAAGGAAAGACUGAAGCACUCAAAUUAUUCGAAGCUGGGAGAAAGGAGUGCGUUAGGUCGAUCGAAUUGUGGUUGUGUGCCGUCAAUAUUUACAGAGAAAGCGGAAAUUGGAAUCGUGCAAGGGCCUUGCUUGAAGAAGCUCGUUUGAAGAAUCCAAAGCAAGAGUUAUUGUGGUUGGCCGCUGUAGAGAUUGAGAUUGAAGCGGCUGGUGUAUCAAGAACAGAUUGGUCACAGGGAAUUGUUGGAACUGCGAACCUCCAAAUGGCUCAUCACAUGAUGUCAAAAGCGCUUCAGGAGUGUCGAAAAUCCGGAAUAUUGUGGGCAGAAGCGAUCUUUUUAGAACCAAAGGCCGCGCAGGUACGCUCAACUGAAAGAAAAUAG
This is a messenger RNA of Condylostylus longicornis, 2469 nucleotides long. RefSeq names its product pre-mRNA-processing factor 6-like. The transcript is spliced from 11 exons. Bases 1 to 2469 code for a protein of 822 amino acids. The record is from RefSeq and is a predicted model, not a curated record. Gene Ontology annotation, molecular function: protein binding. Lineage: Eukaryota; Metazoa; Arthropoda; Insecta; Diptera; Dolichopodidae. Gene Ontology annotation, biological process: mRNA splicing, via spliceosome; spliceosomal tri-snRNP complex assembly. Gene Ontology annotation, cellular component: U4/U6 x U5 tri-snRNP complex; catalytic step 2 spliceosome.